Molecule: messenger RNA, 255 nt
Organism: Aureobasidium uvarum
Lineage: Eukaryota; Fungi; Ascomycota; Dothideomycetes; Dothideales; Saccotheciaceae
Source: the annotation of a GenBank genome assembly
AUGGCCCAGGACGAAAUGAAGGUCGACGAGGGCUAUUCAGGAGGCUCCGAGGAAACGAGAAGCCUAUCCGACAGUGAUUCUACCAUGCACAUCGAUCCCGUCGACGGCCAUGUUUCAAAGUCAUCCACACCCACGCUUGAGUCGCUGCUUUCGCCCGUACUGAGCCUGCCCCCGGACCAGAGAUCCGCCUUCAUGACCUCGCUGCUGCGACUGCUGCCAGAGUCGGAGCGAUAUGGUAUUUGCAUAAUCUCCUAG